This is a messenger RNA of Actinia tenebrosa (Australian red waratah sea anemone), 1419 nucleotides long. Its product is annotated as S-phase kinase-associated protein 2-like. The record is from RefSeq and is a predicted model, not a curated record. Gene Ontology annotation, molecular function: protein binding. Gene Ontology annotation, biological process: positive regulation of protein ubiquitination. NCBI's taxonomy places the organism in Eukaryota, Metazoa, Cnidaria, Anthozoa, Actiniaria, Actiniidae.
AUGGAUGGAUUACCAGACGUUGUUCUUCUUAAGAUUUUCUCCUUCUUGCCCAUAGCCGACCUUGGCCGAGCAUGCAGAGUGUGCUCACAAUGGCAGAGAAUAGCGUACGACCACACCUUAUGGAAAUCCGUCAAUCUGCGACGAUUUUCAAACAGCAUGACAGAAGAGACGCUACAGAAUCUAAUAAGAACAAGAUUUUCAUCCCAGCUUGUUUCGCUCAACUUAGGAGGAAGUAAAGUCUCACACGAAGUUUUCAUGGAACUCUCAAGAAAGUGUAAACACAUUAAACACUUAGUUUUUGGAAGAGGAUCCAAGCUCAAAAGUUCUUGCAUGAAACGGCCAACAACGGUUGAGUUUCCUUCAGAGUUAGAACUCCUAGAACUUCGCCCCGUCAAGGGAGACUUCAGUUUUAUACGGAGAAUAAGUAGACACUUUUGUUCAAUAAAAUACCUUGGUAUCGGAGUGAUGACAUCCAAGGGAAACAUUCCUUAUCUAUUCACCAAGAUGCAACAGCUUGUAAUUCUCGACUGCACCAACUGCGACACAUUCACAGACGAUGUCCUAUCAAAAGUAGCCCAGAACUGUCCUUUGCUCGAGUCCGUGUGCCUCAAUGGAUGCAAAAGUAUUUACGGCUCAACUUUUUCGGAAUUUCUCUCAUGCUGUCCUCGCCUUAAGACGUUGCUCUUACGGUACACUCCGGUGCGCGAUGAAUGCUUUCAAGUCUAUUCCUGGAACAAUGUCCAGAUAGAAGAAAUUGACAUAUCUGCUUGUGCACAGCUAACGCAGAUUGGUCUCAUAAGUCUGGUCAGUAAGAUGCAGAAUAUCAAGUACCUCAAUUUGUCUUACUGUGGAGUCGGUCGUGCGGUUACUGAUGCGGUUCUCCUCGAAAUGGCAUCUCGUCGCAGUUGCAUGAAGCUCCAGAUGUUAGACGUCCGUUGGAGUCUAACACUAACUCCAGAUGCUUUAUUUGCUUUGGCGCAGGCUGCACCGUCCUUAAAGUGCUUGGGUGUGUACCAGUCAUCGAAUAUCACUCCCGCAGCGAUGGCCGAAGUCUUGAUAGCUUUGCCGCGCCUCGAGGUACUUGAAUACGGAGCCUUCGGCAAAGCUGCUUUGUCAGAUUCAAUGUUUAUCCCGAAUCUUAUCCAGUGCUGUAAAUAUCUCUCCUCGCUGUCACUGAUCAACUUCGCUUCAUUAGAAAUCAAUAGUGACACUAUAGUCUUGAGCGCUUUAGCUGAAGGAUGCCCAUCUCUCAGAAGAAUUAACUUAUGCGAACCUGAUCAGACUUUGCUUGCGCUGGUGCAACGAGCUCCAAGUCACACUAGAGCGAAAAUCACCCAAAAGUGGCAAUGUGUUCUACCACCUCCGAUCCACACACUGGACACAGUUAUCUCAUCACUUCGUUAUAACCACCCUUUAUAA